Molecule: messenger RNA, 1398 nt
Organism: Oppia nitens
Lineage: Eukaryota; Metazoa; Arthropoda; Arachnida; Sarcoptiformes; Oppiidae
Product: glycine receptor subunit alphaZ1-like
Exons: 10
Coding region: 1-1398 (465 amino acids)
Biological process (GO): nervous system process; regulation of membrane potential; chloride transmembrane transport
Cellular component (GO): neuron projection; synapse; membrane
Molecular function (GO): extracellular ligand-gated monoatomic ion channel activity; neurotransmitter receptor activity; transmembrane signaling receptor activity
Source: RefSeq, a predicted model, not a curated record
AUGAUUGUAUCGUUUGAAGAGUCAAUAUUUGAAAGUGCAUUGAAAAGUACUCUAAAGAGUUACAGUCAAAGCAAAGAUAACUCGGAGGACAACAAAAAUGGUAUCAAUGGUACCGAAGAUGUUCCCAAAACUGCUGAAGAGUUGAGUGUAGAUAAGGAACAGAUUAAAAGAAUACCUAUUUAUAUUAAUAUGGAUUAUAGGGUUGACUUCUAUUAUAAGCAACAAUGGCUGGCAAUGAAACCCGAUUGUCAAAUGUAUAAGAAUUCAAUGAUUGGUAGAAAUAUAAGUCUUGUAAAUGUCAGUCAAAGUGAUAAACUGAUUAUCAAUAAGGAGUACUUCACGCUAUUCUGGAUUCCAGAUAUUAUGAUCUCAAAUGCUAAAGAAGUCAAACAACAAUCAGAACUCAUUGAAACAAUUCUUUUGCAAAUACAUUUUGUCGGCAAUAAUAAUGAAGACUGUUAUAUGGAGUAUUUGGGCCGAUAUUACUCGAUAGUCUCGUGUCCGAUGGACUUUCGUGACGUACCCAUUGAUCUCCAGAAGUGCUCCAUUCAAAUGAGGAGCUUUGCAUUCAAUGAGGACAGAAUACAACUUAAUUGGUCCCGAAAUGUUGAAUUCAAUCCCGAUCUUAGACUUCUUGAGCACGAUUUUGAGAUAACUCAAGAAAGAAUAACUACCGAAAUAUUUAAAGAAACCUAUUCGCUGUUAAAAAUUAAAAUAGAAUUUCAGCGAAAAAUAGCCAACAAAUUAGUUGGAAUAUAUACUCCAAGUUUUAUCAUUGUUUUGAUCACAUUUUGCACGUUUUGGUUGGGAAUCACUGCUGUAUCUGAAAGAGUUACCAUUGGUAUCACAGCUUUGUUAGCAUUGGUCACACAGUUUAACGAAGUGCGACAAUCACUGCCACCCACUUCUUACACAACGGAAAUUGAUCACUGGAUGAUAAUGUGUAUUGUUAUGGUGGCCGCACAGCUGGUCCAAUGCACUAUUGUUGACUUUGUCUAUCAUCGACAACAACAUCAACUUAAGGUCAAGAAAACACAGAUUGAUGUUAUCAAUCGAUUUAGGAAAUCAGCGCAAAACAAACAAAUCGGUGGCAAAGGACUAAAAGCUAAAAAAUGGCUUAAUUUAAAAGUUAAUGCAAACCGAAAGCCAAACUCUUGGGACGAUAUGUUCAAAACUAAAGCAGCAGUUUAUAAGCCGCCUAACAAUGACAACAACAAUAACUUGAUUGUUAACAAAUUAUCCAAAAUAAUGGGUAAAUUAUUAUCAGUACCGGUAGGACCUGAUAAGUCUGAAUACCUACCGAUGCGCAUCGAUGCCGUUUCACGGAUAUUGUUUCCGAUGACAUUUGCAAUUAUUUGCAUAUUUUAUUGGCCAUUAAUGUUGUCGAAAGCUUUUUAA